AUGACUGGCCGUCUCUUCGCCCUUUCCCUGGGGCUUCUGUCUUAUAUCGCGACGCCAGUAGCAGCUCAGAGUGUCAGCGCAAGCAGUUUUACUCUCUCCAACACCGAAGAUGUCACCUUCCUGUCAGGAACCAAGACUGUCCCCGUUACCCAGGCUAGGACGCCGACGGGGCCCUAUGCGACCUACACCUCGAAAAUCACCCUCACGGGGGAGAAACUGACGACAGUAACCGGAACCGUGACAUUUACAGGCAAUAUCACGCAAACGACCACAAACGCCGAGGGCCAGUCCGUUGUCAUCAUCUCAGGCGAGACCUCCGUCAUGACAGCCACCGUCAAUGGCACCGCGUCGCGGACAUCGUCGGCCUCUCCCACCCCGACUAACACGACGCCCUGCAACAACUACGUCGAGUUCUGUGACAGGAAGUACAGCAACAUCACCGAGGUCGGCUGUCACAACUCGCCGUUCGUUCGCCCAGGCAAUUCUGCUUCAAAUCAGGCGCUCGACGUGACAACUCAGCUCAACGACGGUGUUCGCUUCCUCCAGGCACAGAUUCAGUGGCCGACGAACGGCACCGAGCCGCACUUCUGCCACUCUUCUUGUGACAUUCUUGAUGUUGGCCCCAUCACUGAGUGGCUCACCACGGUUCGCGAAUGGGUUGCUGCCCACCCUUACGACGUGGUAACAAUUCUCCUCGGAAACGGCAACUACUCAAAGCCAGAGUUGUACGCCCCCUUCAUUGAGUCUACCGGAAUCCUCCAAUAUGCCUACGAGGCUCCCUUUCUCCCCAUGGCUCUCGACGACUGGCCUACUCUCGGCGAGAUGAUUCUUCGCGGCAAGCGCGUCGUCAUGUUCCUAGACUACGUGGCCGACCAGGAGAAGUACCCAUGGCUUCUGGAUGAGUUCUCUCAGAUGUGGGAGACCCCCUUCGACCCCAUGGAUCGCUCUUUCCCUUGCACUGUUCAACGGCCCCCCGAUCUGGCAGAACAAGAUGCUCGUAACCGCCUCUAUCUCAUGAACCACAACCUCAACGCCGAGUACAAUAUCUUUGGCGCCUCCAUCCUCGUCCCCGCCGUCUCCCUGCUGAAUGUGACCAACAACGCGACAGGCGACGGCUCGCUCGGCAAGAGCGCCCGACAGUGCAGCACGAACUGGGGCCGUCCGCCCAAGAUCCUAAAUGUCGACUACUACAACUAUGGCGAUCCCCCGGGCUCAGUCUUCAAGGUUCAGGCCGAGAUGAACAAUGUCACGUAUAACCGCGAUUGCUGUGGUAAGGUCACUGGUGCAUCGCCAGGACGACCAGCCAUCUCGGUGUUUUUGAUGGUCGGGGCUAUGGCAUGCGCUUUGCUACUGGUGUAA
Molecule: messenger RNA, 1359 nt
Organism: Colletotrichum truncatum
Lineage: Eukaryota; Fungi; Ascomycota; Sordariomycetes; Glomerellales; Glomerellaceae
Product: tat pathway signal sequence
Biological process (GO): lipid metabolic process
Molecular function (GO): phosphoric diester hydrolase activity
Source: RefSeq, a predicted model, not a curated record